AUUUUCUUUCCUUUGCAAAAAAUCAAAAGCAAAAAAUAAAUUCGAUUCCUCUUCCACCUGGACUUCAGUGGUUGUUUUCAUUCGAUUUCGACCGUGUGUGAAUUAAAAUUAUGAAAACUUGAUUUCUUCAAGGAAAAUGCUGCCAUUGUAAAAAUUGCAACGAUUAAUCAUGAUAAAAUUGGUCUUGAAAUCGAGGAACAUUCCUCAAGAACUUGGACGUCAUUGGUGGUGCUGUCAUCAGAAGUACGCCACAAGACUGCCAGCGAAGGCAGCAAUUGAUGAUAGGACAACAUCAAGUGAAGUUGAUUUAGUUCAUUCUGUUGCUGUUCCAGUAGAGAAUACAAAUGCUGUUCUGUUGGAUACGUCAAAGCGCACUGAGACGAGCUCUAACGUUACUGUUAAAGAUAUAGUGGAGAAAGUAAAGGUAGAGAGACUUCCAUGGAGUGCUAGUCCAACGGAAGCGGUCAGUCUUGUAAGCAAUUACAAAAAACUGUCAAAAUUCCGACUGACAUCUCUCGUUGUAAUAACGUCCAUGGCAGGCUACGCAAUGGCUCCAGCAGCCUUCGACCCAACGACCUUCGCUCUUUGCUCUUUAGGAACCGGUCUCAUGUCGGCAGCCGCUAAUUCCGUCAACCAAUAUCACGAAGUUCCUUUCGACUCACAAAUGUCGAGAACUAAAAACCGAGUUCUUGUCACAGGACAACUAACUCCAGCUCAUGCAAUUGGCUUUGCUGUGAUUUCAGCCACCACCGGUCUGGGAAUGCUCUAUUUUGGUGUAAAUGGUUUGACGGCUGCUCUGGGAGCUGGAAAUCUGUUCCUUUAUACGUCUAUCUACACGCCAAUGAAACGUAUAAGCAUUCUCAACACCUGGAUAGGUUCUUUUGUAGGUGCUAUCCCACCACUCAUGGGUUGGGCAGGUUGCGCUGGAACUCUAGAUACGGGUGCUUGGAUCCUGGCUGGUCUUUUGUAUGCCUGGCAGUUUCCACAUUUCAAUGCCCUGUCAUGGAAUCUGAGGCCAGAUUACUCACGGGCUGGCUAUAGAAUGAUGUCGGUCACCAACCCAGCACUCUGCCGUCGUACCGCAUUAAGGUAUACCGGUGCCAUUGCCAUUCUUUCUGUAGCCGCUCCUCUGCUCGAUGUCACAAAUCCAUGGUUUGCUCUUGAAACGCUGCCUCUGAAUGCAUACUUUUGCUACCUUGCAUGGAAAUUCUAUCAAAAGUCAGAUAGUGGAAGUUCUCGAAAGCUCUUUCACUUCUCACUGAUACAUUUGCCUGCUUUGAUGGUGCUUUUCCUUCUCAACAAAAAAAGAUGGAUCUUUACUGAGAAAUCAACUGAAGAGGCAAUCCUAGCGUCUGUCGAAAGUUCUACAGAUACAGUAACAUCAAAAGGGAGUUUCCUUUCCACUCCAAGAGCCUCGUCGUUAAGCAAUGUUUUGUCAGUUGCUGCUGCUGCUAGUCCCUCACCACCAACAACAAAAGUUUCCCAAGUUGACAACCAUAAAACAACAGCUGAAAUCACGCUGUGACAGCCAUUCUUGUAGGUUUUUAUUUAAAUUAUUGUUAAUACAGAAGAUGUAGAUGGCUAGGAUGCGCUCUGAAGUACAAAAAAUGAGCAUAUCCCAAUAAAUACCUAUGUUCUUGGCACUUAAAUAACUUAAAAAUACGAAUUGUAUUUAAACAAUUAAAAGAGAUAGUCCUUUAUUAGUACACAUGAAAAUUAUCCAAGAGCUGCUUUUACUUUGACUACAAAGUGGGAGUGGACCGACGCAUUGAAUCAAAUUAUUUUAGUGUAAAUAUUUGAAUAAAGUAUUAAUGUCAAAAUAAACAAUAUUAGUAAAACAAUAAAAGUUGUAACCUUUUAAAGUAAAAUAUAUUUGUUGUCUGACAAAUUA
Messenger RNA from Eupeodes corollae, 1891 nucleotides. RefSeq names its product protoheme IX farnesyltransferase, mitochondrial (gene Cox10). The transcript is spliced from 4 exons. Gene Ontology annotation, cellular component: membrane; mitochondrion. Gene Ontology annotation, molecular function: protoheme IX farnesyltransferase activity. Gene Ontology annotation, biological process: heme biosynthetic process. The record is from RefSeq and is a predicted model, not a curated record. NCBI's taxonomy places the organism in Eukaryota, Metazoa, Arthropoda, Insecta, Diptera, Syrphidae. The coding region runs from base 170 to 1525 and encodes 451 amino acids.